AUGUCGAGAGUUCGAGUUGAUAUUAAACAUAUAAUUAAUAAUCAUAUUUAUGUUUCAACUAUGAACAAUCUUACAACAUUUAUUGAUAAUAAUAACAACAUUAGCGAGCAUGAGUAUCAUGAUGGUCCAUCAUUACAUACACGAUUUAUUUUCGUUAGUGCUUGGAUUUUGAUUGCUUUUGCUGGCAUUAUAGGUAAUAGCCUAGUGAUAUUUGUAGCAAUUCGAUUUGAAAAAUUGAGCAAUGUUACAAAUUGUUUCAUUGUUAAUUUGGCUAUUACUGAUAUCGUUUUUCUAGCAUUCUGUAUGCCAUUUCUAGUCGUUCAAUAUACACUUGACCAUUGGUAUUUUGAUCAAAUAUUUUGUAAACUUCUUCAUUUUACUUCAUUUCUCAGUGUUCUUGUUACUGUUCUUACAUUGGUUAUAAUGACUAUUGAUCGAUAUAUUUAUAUUGUACAUCCAUUUGAAAAUGUAAAAUGGCGAAAACCAAAAACAGUCUUUUUACUUAGUUUAAUUAUAUGGUUGCUUUCAUGCACAUUUGCUUCACCAUUCUAUUUUAAUUAUGGUGUUACAAAUGAAACUUACAAACAAUGUGAAUUAUUAACAGAUGAAAAUGUACAAAAGCAAUUGCGAAUAUAUACUGUUACACUUUAUUACUUUAUUCCAUUAACGAUUAUUCUUAUUUGUUACGCUAGAUUACUUUAUUAUGUUUAUUCAAAAGAAAAUAAAUGUAAACCAAAAACGAAAUCUAAUCCCGUUAAAUGGUCAAAACGACGUCGUGCUGUAACAAAAAUGGUAGCCAUUGUUACUCUUGUAUUUUCACUUUGUUGGUUACCUCUUACAUUAUAUAUACUGUCAGCAAAUUUCUUAAUGCAUAGAACAGCUGUUUUAUAUUAUUUUAAAAUGAUAGCAAAUUCAUUGGCUUAUUUAAAUUCAGCUGUUAAUCCAAUAAUAUAUGCAUUUUUAAAUCGAAGUUUUCGAAAUAAUUGCGGAAGUAUUCUUUCAAAACCUACAUGUUUAUCAUUUUGUCCUAAGGAUGGCGAUAAACAACAACCACCACAAGAAGAAUUAUCAAAACAAUUGAAUUGUAAUCCUCAAGCGAAAAAUCGUUAUUCGAAUAUAGAAAAAAAUAUUAUAAUAGAUAACAAUAUGCAACUAUUAUCAAACAAUAUAGUAGCUGAUGACUUUUCAGAUGCUGAAUAUGAAGAACAAGAUCUCGAUUGUUUAUCUCAUGUGAUUAUCAAUAAAAUGGAUUAUAACAAUGAUUAUGCUAGAGAACAUAAUGGAAAUUUUUUAAUUACUACUACAACUGCCAAUAACCGACACGUUACAACAUCUCUGUAA
Rotaria sp. Silwood1 is the source of this 1341-nucleotide messenger RNA. NCBI's taxonomy places the organism in Eukaryota, Metazoa, Rotifera, Eurotatoria, Philodinida, Philodinidae. The record is from the annotation of a GenBank genome assembly.